Molecule: messenger RNA, 427 nt
Organism: Jatropha curcas
Lineage: Eukaryota; Viridiplantae; Streptophyta; Magnoliopsida; Malpighiales; Euphorbiaceae
Product: Cytochrome c oxidase subunit Vc family protein
Source: RefSeq, a predicted model, not a curated record
CUCUGCCUCGCUCAGAUUUAUCAGCUUUAGCUAGAGAAGGCAAAUGGCGGGCGGUAGGAUUGCUCAUGCCACCUUGAAAGGACCAAGUGUUGUUAAGGAGAUAUGUAUUGGGAUUGCACUUGGCUUGGCUGCUGGUGGUCUUUGGAAGAUGCAUCACUGGAAUGAGCAGAGGAAAGUUAGAGCAUUUUAUGAUUUGCUAGAAAAAGGUGAGAUCAGUGUGGUUGUAGAAGAAUAAAUUCUGUUUUUGGGCAUCAAUUUUUUUAUGAACAGCUUCAGCAGUGUUUCAGACCUUUUUUUUUACCCCCUUAUAUAGCUCUUAAAUGGAGCUUAAACAUCUUUGAAUAAAUUUCUUGUUUUGAGUUGUGGAGUUACAUCUUGGUUUGCGUACGCGUAUGAAGUUUAAUGGAUUUCCAUAUCUUUUCUGGCU